AUGUCUGAGAGCAGGGGCGCCAAGCCCGGUCCUGAGCCGGCGGACCGGGUCGUCAUCGGCAUCACCUUUGGCAAUUCCAACAGCUCCAUUGCCUACACAGUCGACGACAAGGCUGAGGUGAUUGCGAACGAGGACGGAGACCGACAAAUCCCGACCGUCUUGUCCUACGUCGACGGCGACGAGUACUACGGCACGCAAGCCAAGUCGUUCCUCGUCCGCAACCCUACCAACACAAUCGCCUACUUCCGUGACUUCCUGGGCAAGGAGUUCAAGUCGAUUGAUCCCACCCACUGCCACGCCGCGGCGCACCCCCAGGAUACCGACGGCACGGUGUCCUUUUCCGUCAAGGACAAGGCUGGCGAGGAGGAUGCCUCUUCAGUCUCCAUCAGCGAGGCCUCCACUCGCUACCUGCGACGACUCGUCGGCUCUGCCUCGGACUACCUAGGCAAGAAGGUCACUUCUGCCGUCAUCAGUGUGCCCACCAACUUCAACGACAAGCAGCGCGAGGCUCUGAUCAAGGCUGCCAACGAUGCCGACGUCGAGGUCCUGCAGCUCAUCUCUGACCCCGUCUCCGCGGUCCUGGCUUAUGAUGCUCGCCCCGAGGCCAACAUCCAGGACAAGAUUGUCGUGGUUGCCGACCUUGGCGGCACUCGUUCGGAUGUUGCCGUCGUCGCCUCAAGAGGCGGCAUGUACACCAUCCUGGCUACUGCCCACGACUACGAGUUCGCCGGUGUCCAUCUCGACCAGGUUCUGAUGGACCACUUUGCCAAGGAGUUCAUGAAGAAGCACACCACCGAUCCCCGAGAGAACGCCAAGAGCCUGGCCAAGCUCCGCCAGGAGUCUGAGGCGACCAAGAAGUCCCUGAGUCUGGGCAACAACGCCCAGUUCAGCGUGGAGAGCCUGGCGGAUGGAAUCGACUUCUCCACUACGAUCAACAGAAUACGAUAUGAGAUGGUCGGUCGCAAGGUCUUUGAAGGCUUCAACCGCCUGGUUGAGGGCGUGGUCAAGAAGGCUGGCCUGGACGUCUUGGACGUUGACGAAGUCAUCAUGUGCGGCGGCACCUCCCACACCCCUCGCAUCGCCAACAACCUCCGCGGCAUCUUCCCGGAGACGACCACGAUCCUCGCCCCUGCCACCAGCCCGAUCGCCAUCAACCCCUCGGAGCUGUUGGCCCGUGGUGCUGGUCUGCAGGCUUCGCUGAUUCAAGAAUACGAGGCUGGCGACAUUGAGCAGUCGACGCACCCCUGCGUCACGACCGUCAAGCACAUCUCCAAUGCUAUCGGCGUCGUCGCUGUCGGCGCUGAUGGCGAGGACGUCUUCACUCCCAUCAUGCAGGCUGAGACUGCUGUCCCCGCGCGCCGUAUCGUUCAGAUCGCUGCCCCCAAGGCUGGCGGCGACGUCUUGAUCAAGGUUGUUGAGGGUGGCACGCACAUCAAGGUCACGAAGCCCGAGCCCAAGGCCAAGCAGCCCGUCGAGAACGGCGACAAGGACGACGAGGACGACUCCGACUUUGAUUCGGACGAGGAAGAGGAGGAGAAGCGUGAGAAGGUUUGGAAGAUUGGCAAGCAGCUCGCCGAGGCUGCUGUCAAGGGCGUCAAGAAGGACGGCAAGGUUGAGGUCAUGAUCAACGUGGCUGGCGACCUUGCCGUCACCGUCACGGCCCGGGAGGUGGGUGGCAAGGGCGGCGUCCGCGGCAACCUGACUGCUCCUUAA
Messenger RNA from Purpureocillium lilacinum, 1713 nucleotides. RefSeq names its product Hsp70 protein that interacts with Zuo1p. Gene Ontology annotation, cellular component: cytosol; nucleus. Lineage: Eukaryota; Fungi; Ascomycota; Sordariomycetes; Hypocreales; Ophiocordycipitaceae. Gene Ontology annotation, biological process: protein folding. Gene Ontology annotation, molecular function: ATP binding; ATP-dependent protein folding chaperone. The record is from RefSeq and is a predicted model, not a curated record.